GGCCCCGCCGCCAUGAAGUUGAACCAGCGCAGCCUGGCCUUCCACGCCACCUGCGACGCCCCGGCCGACAACGCGGGCUUCCAGUACAAGAAGGGCGGCCGGCAUGCGGCCCACCACCGCCGCUGGCCUGUACCGCGCGGCAACAUGCUCUUCUGCUUCGGGGACGCGGCCGGCCGUGAGCCCGUGGGAGUCAUGAUCCUGGAGGGCUGCACCGUGGAGCUGGUGGAGGCGGCCGAGGAGUUCACCUUCGCCGUGCGCUUCGCUGGGGCCCGGGCCCACACCUACGUGCUGGAGGCCGAGAGCCAGGCCGCCAUGGAGGGCUGGGUGAAGGCGCUGUCGCGGGCCAGCUUCGACUACCUGCGGCUGGUGGUGCGCGAGCUGGGACACCGGUUGGCGGCCGCGCGCGCAGGCAGCCCACUCCCGCCCCGCCGACCCCACGCGCCCCCGCCCAAGGAGGACGGCUGUGCCUUGUGGAGCGCGGAGAUCCCCGCCCCCGCCGCCGCCCCCGCUGGCGCCGCCCCCAGACCCCUGCCCGGCCCCGAGCCCCCGCCACUACCGCCCUGCCGGCGGGCCUCGGCGCCCAGCGGGCCUCUCGACUCGGCCUCCUUCGCCCAGCUGCACGAGUGGUACGGGCAGGAGGUCAGGGCGCUGAGGGGCCAGUGGCUCCGCAGCCAGGCCCAGCCCUGAGGAAAGGGCUGAGGGCCGGAACCAAGGGGAAGCGGUCAAGGCCAGCCUUGAGGCCAGCACUGGUCCUGGUUCUGGUGCCACUCCAGCCCCAGGCCCUGCUCUGACAGGCCCAGCCCUGAGACACGGGGAUCUGGUCCUGAGGGCGGUUGCAGUCGGCGUAAGCCCUGAGGUCCCUGCCUGGUCUGCUCUCGGGGACUCAAGCUUGGAGAAGAUGCUGGGUUCUGAGGGGUGCUUUGGGACCUCUGUCAU
Orcinus orca (killer whale) is the source of this 936-nucleotide messenger RNA. RefSeq names its product sesquipedalian-1-like. The transcript has a single exon. Gene Ontology annotation, cellular component: recycling endosome; early endosome; trans-Golgi network. Gene Ontology annotation, biological process: receptor recycling; endosome organization; retrograde transport, endosome to Golgi. Lineage: Eukaryota; Metazoa; Chordata; Mammalia; Artiodactyla; Delphinidae. The coding region runs from base 13 to 687 and encodes 224 amino acids. The record is from RefSeq and is a predicted model, not a curated record.